AUGCAGAAAUUUUUGUUAAUAUCGUUGGCCAUCGGCCUCCUGUCUCUACAAUCCGGGGACGCGCUCAAAUGUAAAAUAUGCAAGGGAAAUUGUACUGAUUUAAAUCAAAGUGAAGUCAAAGUGGCAGAGUGUUCACUUCCGACUACGGAACCACCGAGCCCGGAACCAUCGACAUCGAGCUCAGGAUCAUCGAGCUCAGGAUCAUCGAGCACAGAAGCAUCGAGCACAGAACCAUCGAGCACAGAAAAAUCGAGCACAGAACCAUCGAGCACAGAAGCAUCGAGCACAGAAAAAUCGAGCACAGAAAAAUCGAGCACAAAAUCAUCGAGCACAGAAACAUCGAGCACAGAACCAUCGAGCACAGAAGCAUCGAAUUCAACGAACAUAUUUUUAGCCUAUUUCAAUAAUAGAAAUGAAAGGAAGCGUAGAAGUUUGCUCGGACGUUUUUCCUCAGAAAUAAAUGCACGCUCAAAUGAUACUGAUUUCCUUUGUUAUACUAUUAAAAAUAAUCAGCAAGAAAUCACAGAAAUGGGAUGUACUACUACUGACGCUAAUAUUUGUAACAAUAGUACUAAUUGUAACGUAUGUAAGGAAGAUGGAUGUAAUUCGGCAACAUCGAAUGCUGUUUUCGCUUCUAUGGUGUUCUCUUUGUCAAUAAUCAUAUUUUUCAUGAAAUAAAUAAAUUGUCAAUUUAUUUAUUUUAAAGUAUAUUUUUUCGAGAAUCAAAGAUAUCAAUCGAUUUUCUUCGUUUUUUCGUGAUAAACAUCGAUAUUGCUGAAAGUAACAAAAUUUUAUAUAUCAUUAUUUAUAAUGUCAAGAUUCUAUAUUUGUAUCCAAUUGGCCAAUAAAAACUUGUUUUAUGUUACUUAAAUUAAAUUCAAACUUAA
Messenger RNA from Apis dorsata (giant honeybee), 887 nucleotides. RefSeq names its product cell wall protein RBR3-like. NCBI's taxonomy places the organism in Eukaryota, Metazoa, Arthropoda, Insecta, Hymenoptera, Apidae. The record is from RefSeq and is a predicted model, not a curated record. Bases 1 to 678 code for a protein of 225 amino acids. The transcript has 5 exons.